CUCAUGCAGUUACAAAGUCGACAAACCCUCACAAAAACCCUUAUUCACAUCCAAAAUCUUUAAUCCAACCGCAAACAUUUACCAGUAAAUUAGAGGAAUAGCGAAGAAGCCAUGAGAUCGUCUGUAAAACAGCUGCUCAAUGGAGGAAUUCAGGUGUUCCAAAUCAGGAAGACGCGAGCUCAUAUUUCGAUAUGCCGAAGCUUCUGCGCGCAGGCGCAGGAAAGAGGCGAAAGCGAGGGCGGCAAAAGGAAAUGGAAGGUGCCGGUGGAGAACGCCGACGAAGGUCAUGAAGAGAGGUCUUCUUCAGUUUUGAAAGACGUGAAACAGCACUUGGUUAAGGAGAUCGAAACGGCCAAGGACAUGGUGAAAAAUAUCCCUGAAAAGACUAAAGAAACCAAGGAGGAAAUCAAAGAUCUGGGCGGCGUCGCUAAGGAGGCUGCCAAGAGAGAUUUGCAUAAAGUUGCUCAGAAGGUGGGGCUGGCCAAGGACGAUUAAGUCUUUGGAUUGUUUGGAAAGAGCUGUAAAGCGGAGUGUAGGGACUGAAUUCAUGAGUGCAGCUCUCAUGGAUUUUCUUGCAAGGAGACUUUUUGAAUUGUGCGUAUUGUGUAGAUGAUUGUAUAUAGAGUACCUUAGUAUCCAGGUUUCAAACUGCACAUCAUCGAAGUAUAUAAUAUCUCUUUUAUGUAUGUUAAUUUCUUGUUUAUUA
Cryptomeria japonica (Japanese cedar) is the source of this 706-nucleotide messenger RNA. RefSeq lists its product as uncharacterized. Bases 112 to 495 code for a protein of 127 amino acids. The record is from RefSeq and is a predicted model, not a curated record. Lineage: Eukaryota; Viridiplantae; Streptophyta; Pinopsida; Cupressales; Cupressaceae. The transcript is spliced from 2 exons.